CGUCGAGCGUCGAGCGGAGGAAACCGUCCUCGUCUCGUCGUUCCGUUCUCGCUGUUUGCUGCCAACUGCUCCUCCGUGCUGCUGCUGCUCGGACAUAGCACGGGGCGGAGAGCUGGAGAGACAUGGUUAUGGCCCCCAAGGCCGAGAUCCCGCUCUACCACCAGAACAGGCUCGGCGGCUCGCGCGCGUUGUCGACGAGGCGGAGAAGGUCCGGGGCCGGCGGUAGCUCCAAGAGCAAGAGGAAUGUCGGGGGCAGCCUCUGCUGGUCGGUGCUGGUCGUCGGCACCCUGGUGCUUUUGGCCUUUGGCCUCGGCACGUUCACGGGGAUUGAGCUCGCCCAGGCUCCCGGCGGGCCGGGGACGUCUUUGCAUAACGGCAACCAUGCACCAAGGGGCACCUUCAUGCCGAAGCUUGAGCACCCCGGUGGGCAGGAGCAAGUGGGCGGGGGUGCGGGGGAGCUGAAUAACAGAGACAAACCGGCCCCACUGCCGCCUUGGAAGGCGCAGGCAGGGAGGGGUGAUCAUCAGGUGCAGCCUCCGGCAGCACCAGGAGGCGGUAACGACGGAGGGGGGGGUGGGGCAGGGGUGGGCUUGUCGACGGUGCCGUGGCUGCAUGAGCACUCGUUCCACGCUAGGGAGGGGGCUUUCGUCACGGGAGGGGAGAGAAGCUUAGCCUUCGACAACUCUGAAGAGGUGACGGUUUCGGCGUGGAUCCACGUGGACCGCGAGAUGUCAGACAUCAAGACCGUCCUGGGGAACAAGAUGUCCGGCUGCGGCUCCGACGCCCUCGGCUUCGCCCUGUACGUGAACGAUUGGAACAAGAAGGACGGGCAGCUGUGGCUCGAGUGGGGGGACGGUGCGCUGGGAUGUCAUAAGAUCCAUUCCAAGAAAAAAGUGCCGGUCGGCCAGUGGGUGCACGUGGCAGCCAGGUUCGACAGCGAGGGAGACGAGGGCGGGAAGGUUUCCGUCUUCAUGGAUGGCAAUCUCGUGGCGUCCCGGGCGGGGUCGCGACGGCCCGGCAGCCGCGAGGAAUUUGCUAUCGGCGCGUUCUCGAACGGCGACUUCUCCUUCGACGGGAGAAUAGGCGCGGUCACCUUCUUCGGCGCUGCCCUCACCGAUACCCAGAUUCAGGAUCUGGCGCAGCGAUCGAAGGACUCGCUAAUCGCCCAGGCGGUGGAGCAGCCGUCCCUUAAGGAACACCACCAGAACCUCCUAGUGGCGUUGCAGCUGGACGAGGCGUUUUCGGCGGAGAGGGAAAAGGAUGGCGCGGAGGCCUUGCACGCGAACGGUACUGGCCAGCUGGAGGGCGGCACCUACCACUUCAUGCACAUGCAGGAGCCUCCGAAGGUGGACGAGAACCUCAGGGACGGAAUCUCCGCACAUGACGUGACACCGCAAUCGAAGGAAGAGAGCGACCGGAAGGGGCGAGAGAGGGCGGCCAAGGUGAAGGAGGCCAUGCAGCACGCCUGGAAGGGCUACGAGCAGCACGCCUGGGGCGCAGACGAGCUAGCGCCGAGAGCCAAGAAGGGGAAACAGCCAUGGGGGGGCAUGGGCGUGACGCUGGUGGACUCUUUGGACACGCUCUGGUUGAUGGGCAUGAAGGACGAGUUCAACAGAGCACGGGACUGGGUGAAGAACAAGCUGACCUUCUCACACGCAUCCGAGGUCAGCGUAUUCGAGACCACGAUUCGGGAGCUGGGAGGUCUGCUCUCGGCGUAUGACCUGUCGAAGGACGAGAUCUUCAAGACAAAGGCGAUUGAGCUCGCAGACCUGCUGUUACCGGCGUUCGACACGAACACGGGCAUCCCGACAGCACGGGUCAGCUUCCGAAGUCACAAGAAUUCCGGCGGCACAAAGUCGGUGCUGGCGGAAAUCGGCACGCUACAGGUCGAGUUCCGGUACCUGAGCAAGAUCACGGGCAUACCCAAGUACGCGGAAAAGGUGAACAGGGUGUUCGACCACAUGUACGGCCUCCCGUCAAAGGACGGCCUUUACCCCAUCUUCGUCAACCCGUCCAACGGACAGACAGUCGGCUCACAGGUGACCUUUGGUGCUCUCGGAGAUUCCUUCUACGAGUACCUGUUGAAGGCGUGGCUGCAGGGGGGCAAGACAGAGACCAAGUACAGGACCAUGUACGACCGAGCGAUGGACGGGAUGACGAGCAAGCUGCUCCGGAAGAGCGAUCCCAGCGGACUGACGUACGUGAGCGACUUAAGCGGCUCCAAGAACGUGGAUAAGAUGGAUCACUUGGUGUGCUUCUUGGCAGGGACCCUGGCGCUCGGUUCGCAGACCACGGACGACCCCGUGAGGGCGGACAGGGACCUCAAGACGGCCAAGGCUUUGGCCUACACCUGCUACCAGAUGUACGAACGGCAGAAGACCGGGCUCGCUCCUGAGAUGGUCACCUUCGAGAAGGGAAAGGACAUGGUCGUGCCUCCGAAGGCGGCGUACAACAUCUUGAGGCCAGAGACCGCGGAGGCCCUGUACGUGUUGCACCAGAUCACGGGGGACCCCAUCUACCGAGAUUGGAGCUGGAACAUUUUCCAGGCAUGCGUUCGAGAAACACUGCCGAUUGCCCGUGGCUUUCGGGUCCUUCCCUAACGUGAACGACCCCAGUAGGCAGCCGGAGGACAGGAUGGAAUCCUUUUUCUUGGCGGAGACUCUCAAGUACCUCUACCUCAUUCAAGACCCGGAUCAAAAGGUGGACCUCAGCAAGUUUGUGUUCAACACGGAGGCGCACCCGUUACAAAUGUUCGACGACAUGGAGCGGAAACCGCAGGGUCUUCGAGGGUACGACCCCAUGGCAGCUAUGUGGGCCGCAAGGCAAUGACGUCCGCAACGGACGGCAUUUUUUUGCAUAAGCCAAACCGUAGCAUAUAUCAAGCAAUAAUAAAGUGAAGCGAGAGGUUGCACACUAGUGGUCGUUGGUGCCGUUGCGGCUUUUUCCUUGGCGGCAUGAGCCAUGGCACGAAAAGAACGNGGGGGGGGGGGGGGGGGGGGGGGGGGGGGGGGGGGGGGGGGGGGGGGGGGGGGGGGGGGGGGGGGGGGGGGGGGGGGGGGGGGGGGGGGGGGCGUACUCUUGUGUUUUCCAUGCCUUGGCGGUUAGACUGUUGAACACGCGUCCUCGAGAGGCCUCGAGAGGACGGAGCAUUGUCCCCACGGCACCGAUGGGCAAUCGUUCCUUCCUACUCUGCCAAAGGUGGCUCAAGAAUGUUGAGAGGCGUGGGGGGCGUUAGGAUUGGGGAGUUUUGUGGUGUUGUGUUGAAUUUUUGUCAGGAAGGGCGUGCGUGUUGCUGCUCGUGUGUUUUGUCUGUCGCUCGUGUUGUGUAUGGCGUGGCUUCGACGCUGGCAAUCAUCAUUCGUAGGCUAACGACUCGAUUUGGGGGUGCUUUGUUUAUUCCGGCUCAUAUUGGGUGCCAUUAAGGUCCGUGCUUGCCCAAUGCGAAAUGGCUUGGCAAGACUCACGCCAAGCAUAUCAGACAUACCGAGGAGUUGCUAACCGCUUUGUAGGUGACGUCUCCCCCUGAGCGUGGAGUGACAUCGGAGUAGGGAGGGGUACGUACAGGUUCAAGGCGCAAGCGCGGGAGGCGUUUCACGCUGAGAAAUGAUGCAUGCGUCGACUGCAUCGACCGGUUUUUAGUUUCGCGGCUGAUCGUUCGCAAAGCACGCUCAUGCCUGUGUAGAAAGAAACAAGCUCACCCAAUCUGACGGAGGUCUCCGUCCUGCCGAGUAAGCCAUGAAUCGAGCUCAUGACACGUUGCCGCCAGUUACAUGAAGGCCCUUGAAUUUGUUUCAAUGCAGCCCAUUUCCGGUUUUCUUUUCCUUUUUUUUGUCGCUUGUAGAGGUUCGUUAGCAUUCGGUUGGGGGGAUAGGGGACGGGUUGCUGGACAAUCUAAUACUCGUAUUCCUGGCCUUGAUGGUGUAGCCGCACUCAUUCUUCGGCUAUCGCUCUUUGUGACUUGUUGAAGGGUGAGUUCCUUUGGAGUGGUGUCCAUAUUUUUUAGUCAUCUUUGGAGGUGUGAUAUACCUUUUUGUGAAGAACGAGAUAGAUAGAUAGCGGUGUGGAAAUCGACCACGCCUGAAUCCGUUCAUGCUGGCCUCUCUUGUCGCCUCGUCUCGGUCUUUCUUGUUGUGGCGUGCGGGGUCGUCCUAAUAGUUUUUGUAGUAUAGUAAAAGUGGCACUCAAGCGUUCGGCGUGUACAUGGCAGCACCGGCACCAUGUGACCUGAAGGUCGACCGGCGGCAGCAAUCACGGCUUGUGAGACGCUUGGUGGUGGAUAGACCAGCUUGCUUGGUCGCCUCAUGAAGGUAUCAACAGACCACCGCCAAAUGCUUUUCCCAAGCUCCCCGGGAGCUU
Messenger RNA from Ectocarpus sp. CCAP 1310/34, 4356 nucleotides. The record is from the annotation of a GenBank genome assembly. NCBI's taxonomy places the organism in Eukaryota, Phaeophyceae, Ectocarpales, Ectocarpaceae.